AUGACAGAGAAUGGAACCAUUGACUUUUCAAAGAAGGAAUUGGUAAAAGUUGUAUCAUCGGGUAUAGGAGAACCUACACCGGGAUUUGGAUUGGGAGUUAUCGACAGGGAGGCAAAAUCAUUUCAUUUCUAUGAGAAAGAAAAGCAACAGUCAGAGAAAAAAUGUGUCAAAGAAAAAGAGAACAAUGAAUUAAUGGUUGGAUGGGACAACCUGACUCCACAGAACGGUUCAGCUCCAGUUGCUCGUCCAAGGUUAAUUUUUGUUAGAAGUAAAUAUGAUGAAUUUGAAACACCGAUUAGGAUGAAUACAGAAGGAAUACAAUCAUCUGAAAAUACAAUGAAUAAGUCAGAUGAUAGCCAUCAUGAAAGAAAACACCACGAUAUUGACAAACACACAAAAGCUCUAAAAGAGGAAGAAGAUGAAAGUUUUACUGUUGAUCAUACACAUAUCACCCUGAAAAAUGCAUCUAAUAAUACGAUAAAGAAUUCACACGCUUUAGAUAAACAUAAUGGAACUGGUCAUAAAGAGAAAUAUAUAAAGCAGAAGGCUGAUGACACUCGUAGUAGCAUUUGUUUUGAAGAGAAAAAUAAUUCUGUGAAUAUUGAAGGAAAACACAAUAAGCUUUGUCGAAGAAAGAAAUGCGGGUCUGCAAAGGCGAACAUUGAUGGCAAACAUUGUAGACUUGCUCAAAAUGUUAAACACGAGUCUUUAAAGCCAGACUCUGAUGACAAACAAAAUCGCCGUGGUCCUGGAGAGAAAUGUGAUUUUCUUGAAAAAGAUGACCGAAAGAAACACAAAAAUCCCGAUAAAAAAUGGAAACAAACCAAACGAAAAAGUAACCGAAAAAUGAAGCAAUUGUCAGAUGAAAUAAAAGAAGAACCAAACAUUGAUCCCUUCAAUUUAGAAUCUGUAUUUACAGAUAAACCAAACAAUCUGUAUGUUGGCUUAGGUAUGCAACUGUCACCACGUAUAAGACUUUCCCCACUGCCAAUUAAACCGAAGGUCAAUUUGAAUAACCACAAGAGGAAGAGCCGUGUGAGGAAAUCACCCGAAGGACAAUGUAGCCAACAGAAAGAGAAUGGCAUUAUCAAUGUACGAUCAACUGAGGAACAAAUAAGCCAAUCCAGAGACAAUUUGCGGUUACGAAAGUCAUUUAAAAAACGCAACAGCGGUUCUGAAGCAAAACUUGAAAGUGUCAAUGGCGUUAAGGAAAAAAAUCCAAAGGUGUAUUUCAGCAGAACACCUGAAUGUUCAACAUCAUGUGAAGACUCACACGACACCGUUUUAAACUACUUCAAAGAAAUCGUGAUAACCGAUGUCAAUCAACUGGUACCAAUUCAUGUAGAUUCCACCACUAAAGAACCAGAUACCAGCCUUCAAAACUCAGAAACUCAGGGUACAGACAGUGCUGAAACAAAAGUAGACGAACCUGCAAAUAAAGCGAGGUCAAAAUUCAAAGUUGGAAAUUUCUUGAAUUACAUUGAUGGAAAAUUAUCCAAGUUUAGCAGACUGUUGAAGAAUUGAUAAUUGUAUCGACGAAAAGGAUAUAAAGAAUCAUUAAAAUUUAGUUAUGAAAUAAAAUUAGCAAUAUCAA
Messenger RNA from Mytilus trossulus (common blue mussel), 1594 nucleotides. RefSeq lists its product as uncharacterized. Lineage: Eukaryota; Metazoa; Mollusca; Bivalvia; Mytilida; Mytilidae. The transcript is spliced from 5 exons. The record is from RefSeq and is a predicted model, not a curated record. The coding region runs from base 1 to 1524 and encodes 507 amino acids.